CUUGAGUCCCGGUCAGGGGAGAAAGCGCGACUCUCCGCGCCCACAACCUGGAUAACUACCAUUUGGAUCUGCAAUCACCUUGUUCUCGGAGACAUUAUCCGACCCAAAAACUUUCCCGCCUCAACCCUCGCUUGUUGAUGUGUGCCGAGCUACAUUCCUGACCAAGCACCGCACACCGCAAUUCCCAUACCCGCCUCGUUGUCAGUGCAACAGUACACAGCGACCACUCGGAUAUCUCUGGUCCUGCAGCAUCGCUCUAGUGCGACGACACACUUCAUCAUUCCCUCCAGCACUAGCCGGCCACCUCUGCGCUCAUCGUGACGCAGCGGGUUCCAUUUACCACGACAAGCCACGAGUUCUCCUAGACGGCCUUCAAGGGUAGCAUAAUAGACAGACAAGAUGGGCGCCUCGCUGUCCGUUUCUAGCCUCUUUGGCAAGCUCUUCGGAUCCAAAGAAGUGCGCAUUCUGAUGCUUGGCCUCGAUGCCGCGGGCAAGACCACCAUCCUCUACAAACUUAAGCUCAACCAGACCAUGACGACCAUCCCAACCGUCGGGUUCAACGUGGAGGCUUUCACCUACAAGAACAUCAAGUUCAACAUGUGGGACGUCGGUGGACAGGACAAGAUCCGCCCCCUCUGGCGGCAUUACUACAGCGGAACUCAGGGUCUUGUUUUUGUCGUCGAUUCAUCGGACCAUAAGCGGAUCGACGAGGCCAAGACAGAACUGCAUCGUAUCCUGAACGACUUGGAAAUGUCGGACUGCCUGCUGCUGGUAUUUGCGAACAAGCAAGAUAUCCAAGGCGCCAUGGACCCGCAAACGAUCACCGAGAGGCUCGAGCUCUCCAAGCUCAAGGAACGGCCGUGGUUCGUCCAGCCGGCCAUCGCCAUUGAGGGCGAGGGCCUGACGGAGGGCUUCAGCUGGCUGUCGGACAACAUCAAGAAGAUGCCCAAGUACGGCGGGAAAUGAGCGGGCCAGACCCGCCUCGUGAAUCGUCCGUAACGCUCCCCUUUCGAUACCACCACCCGCAGCACACACACCCCUCCCCCAAAUCCACCCGAGCCGAUCCGAGGUCACCCAUCCAACAGCUUCAGUGCCUCAGACGAUCAUGACCAGAUCGUCCCGACGACUGACCAACCACUUGAACACCAGAAAUGGCACAUCUUCCCAACUGCUACGCCAGGCGGCCAAGAGGAGAGAGCACGUCGAGGACAACCUGAGAGUCUUCAUCUGCCGGGGUGCGAGCGGGAGGGGACCUUUUUUUUUAUCUUGUCAUAAUACUGUCAUGUUUUCUGCUGCCACUGCCAUGUCUUGUCUACUACUGCACGCUUCAGCGCUCGCACUCUCCCCCCAUGUUUCUGUUACGUCUACACUUUCACGACCUCUUUUUUUUCUUUUUCUUUUUUAGAUCUUAAUGCCCGGGGUGUGCUACGCA
Thermothelomyces thermophilus ATCC 42464 is the source of this 1432-nucleotide messenger RNA. RefSeq lists its product as uncharacterized. The transcript has 4 exons. Gene Ontology annotation, biological process: vesicle-mediated transport; intracellular protein transport. The record is from RefSeq and is a predicted model, not a curated record. Gene Ontology annotation, molecular function: GTPase activity; GTP binding. NCBI's taxonomy places the organism in Eukaryota, Fungi, Ascomycota, Sordariomycetes, Sordariales, Chaetomiaceae. Gene Ontology annotation, cellular component: cytoplasm. The coding region runs from base 400 to 966 and encodes 188 amino acids.